Danio rerio (zebrafish) is the source of this 1437-nucleotide messenger RNA. The record is from RefSeq and is a predicted model, not a curated record. Lineage: Eukaryota; Metazoa; Chordata; Actinopteri; Cypriniformes; Danionidae.
CAUACAUCUCGUCUGAUCAAGCGUUAAUUAGGUGGAUCAAAUCAAACCCCCUGUUAUUCUCUCCUUGCUGCAAUCACCUCAAAACCGGACCCAGAUGACCCCACAUGAGUCCAGCGCUUUUGCGUGGCUGGGCUUUUGGUUUCUUUACGGUAAGGUGGACCUGCACUGUCAGCACAGGCAGGAGUCAGGUGAUCCACCGACUAUUACGCGUAGGUUGGACCGUAAGAAAAUACAAAAAUGACAUUUUGUAAAUACAAGAGCAUCAUUUCGGCGCUCCGCGAGGCUGGAAAAUGCACCGCGCGACACGGGCUCAUCUUAUGAUGCGCUAAAAUCCCCGGGGAAUCGAGCGUUUGUUGUGUAUUUAUGAUCAAAUAUCAUCCGUGAGCGCCUGGCCGCAUCAUGGGGCUGUGCUACAGUCUGCGUCCCCGCUUGUUCGGGAACCUCAGCGGAUCCAUUUCCAACGCCAACUCGGAGUCAGAUCACCAGCCUCCGGAUCCCGGGAUGAUGAUGAUGCCGUCGUGCGUCCGGGGCUCCAGGCAGCGCGAUGAGGACUCUGGGGGAAACGACGGGAAAACAUCACCCACCUCCCCUUUGCGCAGCGGGGACGCCGGUAAAGUCCCGGCCGGGGAGCUCCGCCGUGGAGACGCGGACCGGGCGCUCAUCCAGAACGGCGGAGGAGGAGGCGGGAAGAGGAGGCUCCAGCUGCUCCAGACACCUAGCAGCGCUCAAAAACACAAGAACUGGGACAAACUGGUGGUGGUCGAGGAGAAGGAGGCCGAGAAAGAGGCCAAGAAAGUCAGCAAGAACAUCGACAGGGCCUUGAAGGAGCUCAAGCGGGAAUACAAACAGACACACCGGCUGCUGCUCCUGGGGGCUGGCGAGUCGGGGAAGAGCACUAUCGUGAAGCAGAUGAAAAUCCUUCACGUGAACGGCUUUAAUGCGGAGGAAAAGAAACAGAAAAUUCAAGACAUUCGCAAAAAUGUGAAGGACGCCAUCGUGACCAUAGUGUCUGCAAUGAGCACUUUAAUACCACCUAUCCCACUCGCUAAUCCGGAGGACCAGUUUAGGAUCGACUAUAUAAAAAGCAUAGCGCCGCUCUCCGACUUCGAUUACACGCAGGAGUUUUUCGACCAUGCAAAGAAGCUCUGGGAAGAUGAAGGCGUCAAGGCGUGCUACGAACGGUCAAAUGAAUAUCAGCUAAUAGACUGCGCACAAUAUUUUCUUGACCGGAUUGAUGCAGUAAGACAAAGCGACUAUACUCCAACAGACCAGGACUUGCUUCGCUGCAGAGUGUUAACAUCAGGGAUCUUCGAGACGCGAUUUCAAGUAGACAAAGUCAACUUUCAUAUGUUUGAUGUGGGAGGUCAGAGAGACGAGAGGAGGAAAUGGAUUCAGUGUUUUAAUGGUAUUUUACAUGCAUAAUUCUUGCCACCAGUU